AUGGCGGAAAUCUUAGACAUUCAAAAACCGAUAAUCUUUGAUGAAUCAGUUUCUCACUAUGAAGUUCACGCACAUUUACCGUAUACUUCAACAUUAAAUAAUAGUGAUGAAAUUAGAAUCAACAUUCAACAUCAAGACCUAUGUAUUCUACCAAGUAAAAGUUCAUUACACAUCUGUGGAAGAUUUGUUAAAGAAGAUGGAACAGCUGUAUCAGAAUCUAUGGAAUUAGUAAACAUGGCUAUUUGUCAUAUGUUUGAGGAAAUACGCUAUGAGCUAAACGCUGUAGAAAUCGAUAGGUGUAAAAAUGUUGGUAUUACAAGUCUCAUGAAAAAUUAUAUAUCUCAGACUCCUGGAAGGGGAAAUAUAAUGGAGAAUGCUGGUUGGUUAACACAAGCAGCUAGUAAAUUAAUAGAUGAUGAUGGGUAUUUUGAUAUAUCUAUACCACUAAGUUUCAUGCUUGGAUUUGCUGAAGAUUACAAUCGUAUUAUUAUUAAUGCCAAACAUGAAUUGAUACUUAUAAGAUCAAAUGUUGACAUGAACGCAUACAUUCAUAAACCAGCUAAUGCACAUGCAGUUGCUGAAAGAGUGAAAAUUGUUCUCAAUAAAGUGGUGUGGAAUGUCCCAUACAUUACCAUGUCUGAUAAGCAAAAAAUUCAAGCGCUAAAUUUCAUCACCAACGAUCCAGCAAUUUCAAUGAGCUUUCGAACAUGGCAACUGUACGAGUAUCCGAUGCUACCAAGGACUACGAAACAUGUCUGGCCAAUCAAAACUUCUACGCAGCUUGAAAAACCACGAUAUGUAAUUUUAGGAUUUCAAACUGCUAGAAAAAAUGUUGUAACAAAAGAUGCUAGCAAAUUCGAUCAUUGUAAUAUUAGAGAUGUGAAAUUAUUUCUGAAUUCUCAAAGUUACCCAUAUGGAAAUUUAAAUCUUAACAUUGCUAGAAAUCAGUUUGCUUUUGAUAUAUGA
Molecule: messenger RNA, 966 nt
Organism: Cotesia glomerata
Lineage: Eukaryota; Metazoa; Arthropoda; Insecta; Hymenoptera; Braconidae
Exons: 1
Coding region: 1-966 (321 amino acids)
Source: RefSeq, a predicted model, not a curated record